Molecule: messenger RNA, 1797 nt
Organism: Gaeumannomyces tritici R3-111a-1
Lineage: Eukaryota; Fungi; Ascomycota; Sordariomycetes; Magnaporthales; Magnaporthaceae
Exons: 4
Coding region: 1-1116 (371 amino acids)
Biological process (GO): response to oxidative stress
Molecular function (GO): peroxidase activity; heme binding
Source: RefSeq, a predicted model, not a curated record
AUGCGGGACCUCGCCUUUGAGGGGGGGGGCAAACCCCUGGAGGAUGGAAAAGACGCCUUGUCGCUCACCGUCCACUUCUACUCCUUCGGCGUCGACUACUCCGGAACAAUCACGAACUAUAACUACCCCUCCUUCCUGCGCGACUUCACCGACCCGGACGGCGUCCGCCGCGACCUCGGCACCAUCGGCAUCCUGCGCAACCGCGAGCGUGGUGUCCCGCGCUACUGCGAGUUCCGCCACCUGAGCGUGCCUCGUGCGUUCCUCGACAUUACAGGCCCCCAAAACAAGGAGCAGGCGGACCGCCUGUCUGAGGCCUACGGCGGCGACGUGACAAAAGUAGACGCGGUCAUGCUUAAGGAGGCAGAGUCUGCUGAAGAGUCAAGGAGAGGAGGCAGAGAUCAUAUAGAGGGGUUCCUGUGGGCCGGGCGCUCAGCCCGGCCCAUUCCCGUCCUAGCCGUCCGAUCGAUGGGUCGCCUCAUUGCAUCGGUUGGCCCCGCUGAUCCGGCGCCUGAUUCCCGCAUGGGGUUACCCCACCUCUGGGAGCCUGAGGCUAUUCCCAGAUGGCCAGGAUAUCUCCAUAAUUAUACUAUGCGAAGUCAGGAAGGUACACGUUGUCUCUCGGGCUAUAUAAAGACGCGCUCCGAGGAAAGACAGCGCGAGAGCAAAAGGGCAGGACACAGCUCCCAAGCAGCAGCUGCACCCGAAACAAAUUUGUUGGCGCCUCUCUCUCAAACCUACCAAGAUUUCCCCUCCAAAACCUCUGCAAUGCAUCAAGCGUGGCUCUCGGUCGCAGCCGUCCUGUCGUCCUUCGCGACGGCUGCCCCAACAUCCGGCACCGGACUGGGCACCACCAUCCCCAGAGCUCCCGCCGCUCCCUUUUCCUUCGCGCAGUGGGUGGAGGACAUCAUCGCCACGCCCGAGAAGGCCCUCACGCCGGAGCAGGCCGUCGAGGCAUGGAACGCCACCGUCGCCACCAUGGAUCCGCGGGGCCUCGAGAAGCGGGUAAUCUGCAAUAAUGUUGCGGGUACUGAGGCAUCAGUAAAUUUUCCUUCUGCAGUAAACAGAAAACUUACGACUGAUGUGACGGCGACCGUGGCAUGUCGUGUGCCUACUUAACCCUUCUUAUUUACAGGUCCCGGAUGCCAUCAUCUGCAUCAACUUCCUCGCUGCCCUGGGGGCCACCGUUGCGAGACCCACACGAUAUCGCAGUUUGCGUACUCGGGCAGCAACCCCGGCGCGCGGAUCGUCGGGGUUGGAGCCGGCGGGGGGGGGUUUCGAGUUCCAGGUGCCAGGAUGUUGCCAGCACUGCCGGCCGGAUCAUGGACAGCUGCACCCGGGCUGGUGGCCGAGUCCAGGGGGUUGAGGAAAACCCGUGGGCCACGGGUGUUGGUAUGGCGGUUUAUAUCCGCAAGUCGUAGUUUAACAAGUUUUCAUGGUGGUGGGAAAACAGCGGACCGGCCAGGUAGGCCCAAGCUUCAAAGACGAGAGUUUCAACUGAAACAACUUUGGUAUAUGCUAUGAUAGCCCGAAUUACCGCGGCUGCUGGCACCACCUUGAUAUGCGUGGCUAGUGAUACGUGCGGCUAGCGACGAUAUUCUUCAUUAGGGGUUCAACUACACGGACAGCAUUUUGAGGGAUGGGAAAAGCGGGAGUUAAAGCGCUUGAAGACAUGUAUAAGGAGUUUGUUACGUCGCCGCAUCGAGUUACCCCACACUGGAUGCAAAACCAAGACUAGGCACACACACGUUUAAAGCAUAAUUUUAGGAGCUUGUUGUUUGUUCAAUUUCCCGGCCAAGG